UUUGACCCGUUUAUAGGAUAUUAGUUACAAUUUCAAGACUACAUGUUUUAAGCAAUCAUAUUUACUUUGUUUAACAAAAAUAUUCUACGAUGAUUCGACAGACGAGGAUCGCCACUUAACAUUCUUACUUAAACAAAAAAAUUCAAUACAGAAGUAAUUUCCAAACAAAGAUGAGGCAUCUUGCAAUUGGAAGAACCCCCUGGACUCCACAGAAGAUGCCUGCUCACAUUGCCGAGACUCCAACCCUGUCCGGUUCUGGUGGAAAUGCUCCACAGACACACAGAGCAGAUAUAAACCGUCCACUAUGUUUGCCCCUGGUCUCUGAGAGCAAGAAGGUGAUAUGGGUGGACUCAGAGCAGGUUGAGCUACAGCUGAAAGAACAACCUGAGCUGGAGAACGCCUUUGACCAGUUUCCUUAUCUGACAGCCCAACAGACUGCAGCUCUGGCUCAGCGCUGCUCCCUCCACCCAGACCAGGUGAAGGUGUGGUUCAUGGCGAAAAGGCUGGAGUACGGGAUCAGCUGGGACAGUGAAGACAUCCAUGAAGUCUAUGGAAAGAUUAGAGCCGGACAAGGAGAUGAAGGACAAGAAAAGGGUACAGAUUCCUCUGAGAUGAGAUCAGGAGAAGAGCAGAGUGUGGAGGAAAGAGGAUUAUUAGGAGCUUGUGAGGCGGGAAAGUUAGAGGAAAAUAAAAUCAAAAUAAGGAAGAAAAAGUCUGUCGUUAACAGGAGGAAAAAGAAGCAAACUGCUAAGAAAGCAACAAAUCCGAUGCUAAAGUCCGACACUCUGCCUGAUGGAGCAAUUCACACCAGAAAGUUAAAAAGCACAAGAAAAAGACCUGUGUCAGAGCAGGUAAAGCCUCCUAACAAGUACCGUCCUCUGCCCGAUGACCCACUGGGUGACCCACUCCCCCCUGGUAUAACCGUCCCUGCAAACCCUGCAAACAGACGCUUAGGUGAAAGCAAACAAGUGAAAAUGGAGUUGAGAGAUAAGUCUAAAAAGGCCACUGACGGGAAACGGAAGGAGCUCAUUAAAGGUAGCGACAGCCCCUUUACAGAUGAUCAGACCUCUUUCCCCAAACAGCAGCAUGAGGAUGUUCCACAUCCCUGCAAUAAUCCUUCUCAGAAUUUUAGUGGAAAAAAGACAUGUUUCCAGUUAUUGACGCUGAAGAAGGCUUUCAUAGACUCCCAGUAUCCAACCAGAGAGCUGUACUGUCACUUGAGCGAGGUGACCGGCGUGAGCCACCACAAUUUGGUUAAGUGGUUUAAGGACAUGCGCUAUUACAGUAAAAAAGUAAAGCCCGGCUGGAUGACUGAGGAGCAACACAAGCGAGUGAUGGGCAACAUCCUGUACCGGCAAUGCAUUGAAAAAAUAACAAAGAUGGAAAAACAAGAGAACGUUUGAAGAUGUCUGCUGAGCCACAAUGUUGAUGUUUGCUUAAUAGUGGCACAUUGAGCAGCUGUGAAUGUUUUUCUUUUGAAUUCCUGAAUACAGUUCAUGUACUCGUUUGUUGGAAAAAAUGUUUCUGUCGUUAAAGUGAAGGAGUUCCAGUGUUUGUUCAGACAGGAGUGACUGAAUGAUUGCUCUUUUUAGCUGACCUGAAUGUUAAAAACCCAGAGUGGGCCAGAAAAACUAUAAGAAAAAAUGGAUAAAAGUUGACCAAAAAAAAGGUUAUUUUACAAUUUGGAGACAAAAGUUUUCCGUACAAGGAGCAAAAUAAAUGAAUACAUUCAUUGUAAGAA
Messenger RNA from Oryzias melastigma (Indian medaka), 1741 nucleotides. It is a transcript of the gene homezb, whose product is annotated as homeobox and leucine zipper encoding b. NCBI's taxonomy places the organism in Eukaryota, Metazoa, Chordata, Actinopteri, Beloniformes, Adrianichthyidae. Gene Ontology annotation, cellular component: nucleus. Gene Ontology annotation, biological process: regulation of transcription by RNA polymerase II. The transcript has 2 exons. The record is from RefSeq and is a predicted model, not a curated record. The coding region runs from base 171 to 1403 and encodes 410 amino acids. Gene Ontology annotation, molecular function: DNA-binding transcription factor activity, RNA polymerase II-specific; DNA binding.